This is a messenger RNA of Thamnophis sirtalis, 741 nucleotides long. Lineage: Eukaryota; Metazoa; Chordata; Lepidosauria; Squamata; Natricidae. The record is from RefSeq and is a predicted model, not a curated record.
AUGGAUAGUGGUGGAGCUGGAGGCUUCCCAAGCAAUGGGAUGCAGAAUGGAUAUGGCAAUGGUGCCCAGAUUCCAUAUGGCAGUCAGUUAGGCGGUCCAGCUGCUGCUGCUGCUGCUGCCUCAGCCAAGUAUGGAGGUGCUGGGCAAAAUCCAUACAGAGGACAACCACAACAACCAGAAGCUACCGGCCUGGGAAAUUAUGGUGCUGGCAGAUAUGGAGACCCCAGCCAGCUGCCAUAUGGUGCUCAACCUGCUGGUCUUGGAGUAGAUGGUAAAGCAGGACCAUUUGGUGGGCCACAAGUAGGAUAUGAACCCCAGCCUGCCAAGGCGAUAGGGUUGGAUGGCAAUGGAAAUGGACUAGGAUAUUUGAACACUAGAGACCCUCAAGCUAAUGGACUGGGGGCAGCUGGGUAUGGUCCCCUUGCUGCAGGGCAAGCUCCAGGAGGAUAUCGCAGUCUGCCAGGCCCUGGACAGCCACUAGGAGGAUAUCGAGGGAAGGAAUCGAAGUACGGAAUGAAUGGAUACAUGGGAAAUGGCUAUAGAGGUCGCUGCUCUUCUGGAAAAUGCUGAAAGACAAUACUGUUCUUCAGAACUUCCUACAGCAAGAUCUGACAUCUAGACAAUCUUUGGUGCUACGUUUAAAGACCAACAACUGCAUUCCCAAUAUAAAUGGCUGUGUCUUUUUCCUUCUGUAUGUUUUAUUUUGUCAUUAGAAAUGUUUCAUUUUUUUAAAAAAAGAUU